Nymphaea colorata (pocket water lily) is the source of this 1835-nucleotide messenger RNA. Its product is annotated as F-box/kelch-repeat protein At3g61590-like. Gene Ontology annotation, molecular function: protein binding. NCBI's taxonomy places the organism in Eukaryota, Viridiplantae, Streptophyta, Magnoliopsida, Nymphaeales, Nymphaeaceae. Bases 274 to 1578 code for a protein of 434 amino acids. The record is from RefSeq and is a predicted model, not a curated record. The transcript has 3 exons.
AAUGGAGAGAGAGAGGUCCAUCCGUUUGUAACUUGUCGUUUCUCUCUCUUCGUCCCCUUUGAUGUUUCUCUCUCCUUUCUUUCCAAGCUUUUAUUUUUUGUGGGUGGUUCUGUAUUUUAUCCCCAAAAAAUUCCGUUGCUCCCUGUGAUAAAUCUGGGGGUAGGGGGGCCUUUCUGACAGGUUUUAGAGGUACCCAUCUACUCGGAUUUGGUGAAGACGACGAGGGUUCUUCCAAGAUCUCUUAUAUCGGGGCUCCUGACUUAGAGUGCUGAGAUGGAGAGACAGACAUCUUGGGUCACUAGCCGUUUCAGGGAAAUAGGAAAAGAGGUGUGGGGUGGUGAAUCAUUGUGGGGUGGUGAAGCAUUCUCAGAUAUUCAUGGUUGUGGGCAGAAUGAUGAUUCUCUUGUUUCUCUUGAUUUUCUCCUGCCUGAUGAGUUGCUGGAGCGGAUCCUGGCUUGCUUGCCCAUAGCUAGCAUUUUUAGGGCAGGGUCUGUGUGUAAGAGGUGGAAUCAGAUAAUCAAUUCAGACAGGUUUUUGUGGCAUUUCUCCAACAUUUUGCCGCAGAAGCCUUGGUACUUUAUGUUCACUAGCAACGAUGAUCCAACAGGAUUUGCAUAUGAUCCGAUUCUUAGGAAGUGGUACAAUAUUGACCUCCCCUGCAUUGGUGCACCCAACUGGUUCAUCGCUUCUUCAUGUGGGUUAGUCUGUUUCAUGGACAACAAUAGUCGGAACAGGCUGUAUGUCUGCAAUCCUGUCACCAAGGUUCACAAGCAAAUACAAGUGCCUCCUGAGCUUAAACUAGCAGAUUACAGCGCAAUUUCUAUGUCCGUGGACCAUAAAUCCAACUGCUAUACCAUAGCAGUUGCAAAAUCUAAGCAAGUCCCAGAUGACUUCCUUCGGUGGAACCUGUCGAUCCAAGUUUAUGAUUCUCAAUUGAAAUGUUGGGUUACGUCAUUGAAGGAAGUAUUGACAGGAUGGAGAGGAGGAGACGAGAGUGUGAUAUGCAAUGGGAUUUUCUAUUUCUUGAUUUACUCUACUGGUGUCAUGGGGAACUCUGAGAGCAGACACGGGUUGAUCAUGUAUGAUCUUGUGAGCCGAUCUCCCCAUGUUUCUUUGAUGCAAAGUUUGAUUGCUGUCCCUUGUUCUCUUACAUGCGGAAGACUGAUGAAUCUCAAGGAUAAAUUGGUAAUGGUUGGUGGCAUCGGUAAACAAGAUAGACCUGAUAUAAUCAAGGGCAUUGGGAUCUGGCUACUGAACAAGACUGAGUGGCAGGAGGUGGCUCGGAUGCCCCACAAGUUCUUUCAAGGAUUUGGAGAGUUUGAUGAUGUUUUCUGUAGCAGUGGAACAGAUGAUCUCAUAUACAUUCAAAGCUAUGGGGCCCCUGCUCUACUUGCGUUUGACAUAAGCCAGAAACAAUGGAAGUGGGCGCAGAAGUGUCCAAGUUCGAAGUUUGUCGCUGGAUGGUGCUGUUAUCUAUGCAGAUGGAAAAUGCCAGGGGUGCAGCACCAAGUAAUGAAAGUGAAACUAUUCAAAAUUUUGAGAAUGGUUAGAUUUCCAUUCCUUCCUUCAUCGGUAUAAAAAAUUGUAAGAUUGCACAUCAAGUUGCAAACAUGCCUGGCGUUUUUUGCAUUCUCUUAUCCACAGAGAGAGAGAGAGAGAGAGAGAGAGAGAGAGAGAGAGUUUACGCGAUCUUUGGUGUUUGGUGUCAAAAUUGGUUGUUCCUCUUAAAAGCAGUAUUUGUCUCCUUGUAAUUUCAAUAUUUCAUAGUAUCGAUGCGUUCCUGUCUUUUUGUUUCAUGUCCUCUCAAUAUAUAAUAAAGAUAUUUACUCCACCAA